This is a messenger RNA of Paramacrobiotus metropolitanus, 2827 nucleotides long. RefSeq names its product coiled-coil domain-containing protein 102A-like. The transcript is spliced from 4 exons. NCBI's taxonomy places the organism in Eukaryota, Metazoa, Tardigrada, Eutardigrada, Parachela, Macrobiotidae. The coding region runs from base 723 to 2282 and encodes 519 amino acids. The record is from RefSeq and is a predicted model, not a curated record.
UGGUUCCCCACAAAAACACUUAUCAGAGAUCAAAAAGCGUCAAAUUUUUCUUUCUAUCUUCUGAGAUGUUGGUUAGGAAGUUUUAUGGAAAGGUAAACGAAAAACUAGUGCUUGAAACUUUGGAUCAACUGACGAUGACAUUCAGUGCGUUCUUUCACUGUUCACAUACAUGCUCCACCUCUGCCUCUGCAUCUCUGCCCAUCCUGAGUUACAGCAUUUCUGUCUCUUGAGUUUACAGUAAAUUUCUCUCUAUUGUCAGUAAACGUUCUGUCUGUCCUCAGUUACAAGCUCAGUUUUUCCCUAUCCUGUGUUACAAACUUACAAGUUACAAUAGGAUUCGACAUGGAUCCAUACCUACAGGUAUAUAUAUACAUACAUAUAUAUAUAUACCCGUGGACGUAUGCAGCGCUACGUCCUUCGGAAAUUUCCAUUCUUGAUCAAUACAUGACACAUUGCGACCGUACGUGUCUGCGCCGCUGUAUGGGAUUAUCUUCAGCCCGAAAUGAUAACCUGACCCAAAAAUGAUAGCAUGACUUGACACAGAUUUCUUGUUACACAUUUUCGGUGUGAACAAAUUUACAUUUAUAAUCAGUGCGCAGGACUGACUAUUUGAACUUUUCUGUACACAAUUUGGAAAAAUGUGGUUUCUGCGUAAACAGUGAUCCUCUGUUUAGUUAGUCCAUCCGUUUAUAGUGGUUUUAUCAAGAAAACAUUUGAAAAAUAUGAUUAAACAACCCCGGUUAUCCUCGCGAAAAACCGUGGCUGAACGGAUUUCACCAUCAUCGCUGAUUGGCUCAGAACGCCCGGAAAAACAUACUGUCCAAACUGACCAUGGGCGGAGCCGGUCUGAGUGCCAGCGUCCGUCGCGUCGGCCACAGCCGAUCAUUGAUUAUCGCCUGAAACUUGAACCAGUUCAGCCGGAAAAUCUUCCUCCUGUAACGAGAAAUAUUACCAUCGCUUCCAGUAGAGCAUCCCCAGCGUCUAGCCGAUCUCCCAUGGAUUACAUUAAAGAUGGGCGAUACAAUGUCCAGCAGGAGAAUGACCACAACCGACGAGUGGAAAAGGAAGAGGCGGAAGGACGGAUCGAGGCUUUAGAGCAAAAGAUACAAUGGUGGGCAGAUUGUACGAGCGCAUGGCGAACGAAGUACCAGGCAGCCAAGGCACAAAGAAAUGAAUUACGGGAACACAAUCGGAAGUUGCAAGCGCAAUUAGGAAUUGCCGCGGAAGACACUAAUGCCGGUCCAAAAGACAAGAGUGCUCGCAUUAAGUCGCCGCGUCGGCGGCGCCGCGGCCACACCGGAUACCAUAUGACAACGGAUGGCACGGAACUAAUCGACUCCGCCUGUCAAACGUCCAACGAUGAUUCCACACCGGAACCUACAGGUGCUGAUUUUGAUCUACAGUCCAUACUGCGUGAUCUCGCUAACGUGACAAUACGGGAACCAUCCCGGGAUGUCGCCAUUCAGACGGAACAAUUGUCCAUUCCCGGCGCACUGUUCACUGACCCCAUUCUGCUGGAACGGGGCACAGCAUGGCGGAGUAGUAGCAGCGGUGGUAGUAAUCGAGAUGCGGCCGAAGAAUUACAAAAACAGUUGACAGCACUCAAGAUUAAACACGAUCUUCUGGAGAAAAGUGAUCAGGAGAAUGUGCUGCAACUGUCGUUGUUGCGCGUAGAGUAUCAAAUGGAAAUGGAUAACGUGCGCUUGGAGCUGGAGAAUGAACUUGCCGCUAAAGGCCAGCUGGAGAUUAAGGUUGCUGAACUGCGGUACAAAGUUGAAGACUGGCAGCAGAAAGUCUCGUGCGCUCAGAAUCAAUGCAUGGCCGCCGAAACCGAAAAGCUUUCGCUGGAAAGAGAAACGCGUCGAUUACGGAAUUACUGCGAUGUGCUGCAGAGCCGUAUACAGCAGUUAAAAUUAGAUAGAAGAAAGAGUAUUUCCGGCGUCAAUGGGAACACUUUCUACAGCGACGCCGAGCCGGAACGACAAGAUUUGCGCCACGAUAAUCAGCGUCUGCAGAAAAAUCUCCAGGACCAGAUGACCGAACUAGGCCAUGCCAUACGGCGAUUAGAGCAUUACGAAUCCGAGGUGGCUUGUCUCCGUUCGCAAAUUAGCCUCCUUAACCAAGAAUUAACGGCUGCUCGCCAAAUUUCCGACGACCAUGCCAGUGAAGUUGAACGGCAGAAAGCGCUUAAUCAGGACUUACAGGAUCAAUUGGAAAGCAUGCAAAUUCAAUUAGCUCGUGUGCAAACACGGCUGGAGAUCAACUCAUCGCGGACGGCGUGAUUUGACCAAAUAUGAACUACGCUCAUCAAGCAUCAUCAACGUUCAACGUUUACAUAAAACACUGACCAUGUAAAUAUAAACAGAUAUGACCGUCACUUUAUUAUCUGCAAUUUUUACAAAAUCUAUUUUGAUUCACCGUUGUGAUACAACCAAAAUACUGAAUGUGCCAAUAAACGUGUCCAUGUCACUGAUCCGGAAGCAUAACAAAAUCCUCCACCACCACUUCGGGCACGUAUGGAUUCUCGCGCUCUUCCGGAUUGCGAUUGCUGCCCGGUUCGCUCAUGCCCAGAUCCUCCAGUUUCCACAUCCAGUCCAGACGCUGCUUCGAACGUAACAUGCGUGCCUCCAAGCGAUGCCUGGUCAGCAUUUCCUUCUGUAAAAUUGUCUCUGACUUCAUACUUAUCAAGCAGCUAAAUAAAAAUAAAUUUCCUUACCUUAGCAUAAUCGGAUUUGUCAUCGGAAUCUUCGAGCCAUUUUAUCAAGUCACGCAUGGUAAUACGAUUCCUCGUGGCACUUCUCGUUUUCUCAUCCUGUAAAGCAUCAAU